This is a messenger RNA of Acanthochromis polyacanthus (spiny chromis), 3988 nucleotides long. It is a transcript of the gene rhcgb, whose product is annotated as Rh family, C glycoprotein b. Gene Ontology annotation, molecular function: ammonium channel activity. Lineage: Eukaryota; Metazoa; Chordata; Actinopteri; Pomacentridae. Gene Ontology annotation, biological process: ammonium homeostasis; ammonium transmembrane transport. The record is from RefSeq and is a predicted model, not a curated record. Gene Ontology annotation, cellular component: plasma membrane.
UAAGCCAGGUGUCUUAUUUUGCUUUUCUUUUUCUCGUUGUGUCUGUGAGUCGUCAUCAUAAAAGGAGAAGGACAUGACAUUUAAGGAGCUGAUGUGUUUUCUCACGUCCUGUGUAUUUGUUUUUCCUUCCUUGACGUAUAGGGACAGGACAGGUAGGUCUGGAUCACCCAUGUGUAUACAUUCACCCUGUUCCUGUUGUGAAUAUUAAGUCAUGCAAACUCAAAAGGAAAAGUUUACUCUUGGAAGUUACAGGAAGUCUUCAUGUGACAAAGUGUAAGACUUCAAAACUGUUUCAAUCAGACAGAAACUGCUGGGAAUAAUCUGAGAGACAGUAUAGUAGUGUGCGACUAUUAAUGAAAGCAUUUAUAAGGAGAAAUCCAUUUUCCUCAAAUUGUUACGGCAUAUAAAAGCAGUACUUUGAUAUUUUGGGAAAUAUGUUGCUGACUUUCUGUUUUUACACUUCUGUUUAUGUAUGUAAUAAACUUAGUAGAUAUAACAUCCAGGUCAGAGGUCCUGAUUAUAUCUUUGCACAGAGUCAGGAUAGGUGUUUGCCCAAGGUUCUUCUUUUAGUUAAAGUAAAUUCACUGGCUGCAUUUAAGGCAUGUGUAAAGGACAGACAUUAGCGAUACAAUAUUACUAACUUUCAACAGAAAAUAAGUAAUAUUUUACAAAAUGUUGAACUAUUUCUCUAAAGAUUACACACUCUCACACAAAGAAAAAACAACUUGCAUGAUCAUAAUCUCAGUCAUAAUUUUAUGUCCAAAUAAAAUAGCUUUAUGUCUAGCUUAAGUUGGAACAACCUCAAUGAAUUUCUGUUAUAUCAGAUACUGUCAUAUUGCACUGAAAUGCAUCAUUGUAUUAAUUUUUCCAGUUUUAACUACAAUUUACACUUUUUUAAAAAUUCUUUGAGCACUUGAAUUCCUAAUAAAGGCACAGAUGUUAAAGUAAUAUUAAUUAUAUUACAAUCAAACAGCAUAGAUUUGCUUUUUAAAAACAAAACUGGACACUUGUCUCAACCUUGAACUCUACGUCUGUGAUGGCUGACUGAGUCAAAACUGUCAUGCGUCUUUCUAAUGGGGCCCAGCAUGUAUACACAUUAUUUACAGUUAAUGCUUCACGGAAGCAGCCCGAGUCAAAGGAGACGAGAACGUCUCCACUUCAUGGAUAGAAGUAAGAAACUUAAAGUCACAGGUGUUGUAGAAGCUCGUCUAUAGAUUUGCUUCAUGUGUUUUAUAAAAAUAGCUGCUUGUGUUUCACAUGUAGAGAGUAUUUUUGUUGCAGGAGGAGUUUGUUGGAGUAUUUCAUAGGGCGCAAUCUCUCUGGUUGUGUAACCUGAACAGACGAGUACAACCAACUUAAUCUCUGUACACAAUGUUGUAUCAUCUUUUUUCUGUUUGAUUGGGACACGAGGCAUGUUUCACCUGCUCACAAAUCUGUAGCUGGGGAGGAAUUUAAUGUUGCACUAUUGUUUUGUGUGUUGAAAAUAUCAAGAUGUAAAAUAUAAUACUUAAAACAUACCAUUAGACUUAAACUGUCAACAUCCAGGUAUCCUCAAAGCACGUGUCCUCAGCUGAGGAGAGUCUGUUACAAACCACAAGGAGGGAGUGGCUGUGGUCGUGUCCUCACAGUAGACUCCCACCUUGAACUUAAGAUGGUCAGGCCUUUACAGUGUCUGUCACUUUUGCAGAAAGCAGCUUACCUGGAUAAUUCAGCUGUUUAGAGGCACUUCAGAAAAGCUUUGAAGUAACAAUGGGUGGCGUUCAGAGCUUCAGGGAGAUGUGCGACCGUCCAAAAAAUACUAAUGUUCGUCUCCGUCUUCCAGCAGUUUGCAUCGUGUGGCAGACGGCCAUGAUCAUCUUGUUUGGAGUUUUUAUCCGAUACAACGAGGAGGCAGAUACACACUGUAGAGUACAAAAAGAAAAAAACAUACCAAGUGACAUUGAGAAUGACUUCUACUUCAGAUAUCCAAGUUUCCAGGAUGUCCAUGUGAUGAUCUUUGUUGGAUUUGGCUUCCUGAUGACAUUUCUGAAGCGGUACAGCUUCGGUGCAGUCGGCUUCAACUUCCUCAUCGCUGCCUUCGGUCUCCAGUGGGCGCUGCUGAUGCAGGGCUGGUUCCACUCCCUGGAUUACACCGAUGGGAAAAUCAAGAUUGGAGUUGAAAGUCUGAUCAAUGCAGACUUCUGCGUGGCCGGCUGCUUAAUUGCCUACGGGGCAGUUCUGGGUAAAGUCAGUCCAGUCCAGCUGAUGGUUAUGACUUUGUUUGGGAUCACAUUGUUUGCUGUGGAGGAAUAUAUCAUCCUGAAUCUUAUACAUGCCCGAGACGCCGGAGGCUCCAUGGUGAUCCACACAUUUGGAGGAUAUUACGGUCUUUCCAUAUCGUGGAUGCUCUACCGGCCAAACCUGGACCAGAGCAGCCGUCUGCAGGGCUCCGUCUACCACUCAGACCUCUUUGCCAUGAUUGGCACCCUUUUCUUGUGGAUGUUUUGGCCCAGCUUCAACUCAGCUAUCACAGAUCACGGGGAUGGGCAGCACAGAGCCGCCAUCAACACCUACCUGGCUUUGGCCUCCACUGUGCUCACCACUGUGGCAGUUUCAAGCCUCUUUCAGAAGCACGGAAAACUAGACAUGGUUCACAUCCAGAACUCCACACUUGCUGGAGGCGUUGCAGUAGGAACAGCAGCAGAGUUCAUGCUGAUGCCCUAUGGCUCUCUUAUCGUUGGGUUCUGCUGUGGUAUCCUCUCCACACUGGGAUAUAUCUACAUCACGCCGUUCAUGGAGAAGUACAUGAAGAUCCAGGACACGUGUGGAAUCCACAACCUCCACGCCAUGCCAGGAGUCAUAGGGGGCAUCGUUGGGGCCAUUACUGCUGCAGCCGCAUCCGAGUCGGUUUACGGCGCUGAAGGGCUGAUUAACACCUUCGACUUUGAGGGUGAAUUUGAAAACAUGGUUCCCACGAAGCAGGGCGGUCACCAGGCGGCAGGCCUCUGCGUGGCUAUCUUGUUCGGCAUAGGUGGAGGAAUCCUUGUCGGUUUUAUCUUAAGAUUACCCAUCUGGGGAGAUGCUGCUGAUGACAACUGCUUUGAUGAUGAGCCCUACUGGGAGCUGCCAGAGGAUGAGGAGAGCAUCCCUCCAGUUCUGCAGUACAACAACCACGCCAUAAACAAAGACGUAGCGGAGUCAAAUUUCACCAUGGAACAGAACUGAUGUUAAGCCUUCAUCUACAUCACACUCAUUUGUAAUGGCUCAACGCUGGACUAAAGCUCCCCUGAACAUAACUUCUGUCCUUAUUUAAAACCACAUUUUGUACUAUGUUUGCUUCUACACAGUUCAACUUGCACUUUCAGGAGCUUAAAUAUGCAGAACUUUCAGGCAAGUUUUGCUCUCAGCUUCCUUUUUUUUCUCGUUUAUUUCCGAAGUAACAUCUCAUCCUUUGAAACUGAACUUAAAUCAUUUAUUGUGUGUCUUCAUGGAGAUUUUUUUUUUACAAUUACAGUUAUUUAUCUUGUGACUGAUUAUAGAUUUUAAACUAGUGAGAGCUGUUACGUUUUUUUGAACUGAGUCAUGCUGUGACAUAAAGGACAUUUAAAAACACUUUACCUUAACACAGCUUACUUAAAAGAAAUAUGCAAACAAUAAAUGGUUUAGAAGACACUGUAAGCACAUUUUAAGUGUUUUUAAAUCAUCAUUCAUUAUUUCCACUUAUUGAUGCUUACGGAUGUUAUAUUUGUUGACGUAUGCAUUGAUUAACACAUUUACAAUGAUUAGAACGUGUCAUAAGCCAUAAAUGUUUAAGUACUGCUUAUAAAUAAAGUGUUAUGUGAUAUUUUAUUCCACUUUAUCAAUCUGGAAAUGAAUGAUUUUGUCAAUCGCAAAUGUUUGUAUAUUUAGACAUCGCCCACAGUAGAUUAUUUGUUCUACUCUUUUGAAAAGUUUAAUGGUAAUGUAAUUUUGAAAACUCAAUAAAAAUUAUUAAUAAACUACUGUAAUU